AUGGGUGGCACAUACUGGAACGAAGAAUUCUCUACAUUCGAGUACGAUGAAAAGGCUUCAGAAAUGGCAUACUUCAACGUCUUUCGUUUGGUACUUUGUUCUACGUGGCUAGGGGCAAUGACUGUAGUUGCUAUAGCAUACUAUUAUCUUUCCAAAGAAGAUCGACGAGCCACCAAGUUAUUUCGAUUGCAAGGCACUUGCCUGGUCUUGACCGUUCUCUACAAUGCUUCAGAGACUGGGUGUGUACUGUAUAGACUUGAUUCACUCACCUACCUCGCUUCUCAAAACAUGAAUUAUCGUGGGUAUUGUGCUUGGAGAAGUGUUGGUAUUUUUGCAGAGCAUGCUAUUCCAAUUUUAUCAGAUUCUGCUCUACUCUUUCGUAUAUCAUCUUUCUAUCCAAGUCCAAUUGUUUCUGGAAAGGCAAGAUUACUCAUCCUUUCACCUUUUUGGUUCUUGCUUGGAAGUCGUACAAUCUUGACUUUUUUGCUUACAGCCAUUAUUCUGGUUCAAUGGCUAUCUGGCUUACAACCCUACGCCUACGACGCAAUGCUGUUAUGGGAUCCUCCCGUAUGGUCAUACGAUGGGUAUUCUGCAACGACUGUAUUAGAGUUUUCGUUGGGUUCUAUCUACUGCAUUGCUGCAUCAUCGCUAUUGCUAUUCAAAGCAUAUCAAUUGGCAAAAUCAAGAAUAUCAUUCAACAACAAAGCAGGAGUGAAAGCAAAGAUGCGUUUCUUCGCUGAAGCGCUGUUGAUGUGCUGUGUUCCUCCGAUCUUUUUGAAUGUUGCUGCACCAAUUCAAUUACUAGCUUUUUAUAAUUAUGCCUAUUACCGAGAAACAGCAUUUUGGCAACUUCUUGGUCAAACAUUCGAGCCGAUUGGAGCAAAAGUCAAAUAUCUCGUAUCUCAAACAUCGAAAAAGGUGCUCUAA
Meira miltonrushii is the source of this 927-nucleotide messenger RNA. RefSeq lists its product as uncharacterized. The record is from RefSeq and is a predicted model, not a curated record. The coding region runs from base 1 to 927 and encodes 308 amino acids. Lineage: Eukaryota; Fungi; Basidiomycota; Exobasidiomycetes; Exobasidiales; Brachybasidiaceae. The transcript has 2 exons.